Messenger RNA from Taeniopygia guttata (zebra finch), 7233 nucleotides. It is a transcript of the gene RANBP3L, whose product is annotated as RAN binding protein 3 like. NCBI's taxonomy places the organism in Eukaryota, Metazoa, Chordata, Aves, Passeriformes, Estrildidae. Gene Ontology annotation, biological process: protein export from nucleus. The record is from RefSeq and is a predicted model, not a curated record.
GGGCUGUCCCCGGGCUGUCCCUGCCGGCCGCCGCCGCCGCUCCGCCCUUGCCGCCCGCCCGGACCGCGAGUCCCGAGCCCCGCUGACCGCUUCCAAGGGUGGCAGGUUUCCAGAGCCAGCUCCAGCGCACAUAGCAUAUAUUGAUUGCAUAUAUACAGAGAGAUGUAUAUAAAAGGCUACUUAUGCUGACCUCAUAAUGAGAAACGAGCCAAUUCCUGCUUGCAAAGGGACAGCUUUAUGUGCAGGCGCCGAUGCUGCUGUGCUGGCUGUGACAGACCCCGGCGGGGUGCGAAGGCUCCCGACCUCCCCAAAAGAAGAGACCGGCCCGGUGGUCCCUGGGCUCUGCACCAAGCCGCUCACCUGCAAGCACAGACCAUGCCCAGGCCCUGCCGAGGCUCCCGCGGCAGCGCGUCAGAUCCCAAGGAGGAAUACUUUUACAGAGAAAUCAGUGCUUGCCCAGCCAACAUUUGUUUUUGAAAAGAAGGACCGUUCUUUGAAGCGGCCAGCAGAAGACCCAGUUUGCAAAGCUGAAAAUGAUUUCAUUAGCUGUUCCAGAAAACGUGCAAGAUCAUCAUCUUUGACUUUCCAGAAGUCUAACUCUCAGCCUAACACUGAUACAGCUCUCACACAGCAAAGAGGGAGAUCAUCUUCAUUUAACAUCCUUUCUACUUUCCCUCCCUCCCAGACAGUAAAGAAGAACAACAUAUUCAUGAGCACAGCUCUUCUUCAAAGAAAUCCUGACAUUAUUAAAAGUGCAAGAGAAGGAUCCUUGUCACCAAGUCAUUUGUGGAAUGUCAUUAGACCUGCCACUUUACAGCCCCCACAAGCCCUGACCUGUCCUGAAAUUCCUGUAGUAUCUCUAAUGACAAAGAAAGAAGCAUGUGUUCAGCUAUCUGAAGACAGCUCUUAUUCAUCCACUGAGAAUUCAGUAAAUUCCAAAACAGCAGUGGGAUCAUCUAUUACCAUGAGUCUUUCCAGCUCUCAAAAAACACAAAGUCAGUUGCUCAAAGAAAGAAGUCUACAAAACAGUAGCAAUUCUGAUUUUGUGUUCGGGGAAAACAUGGUUGAAAGAGUUUUGGUUGGAUCUGCACAUACCGGGAGACUUUUUAUCAAGAGUCCUGAGAGGCAUCCCAGGCUGUGUAAUGAAGUUGAUUUACUCAAAGGAGAAAUAACAUUCAUGUCCACAGGAUCUUCUCAUGUCAGGCCACAAACAAAAAGACCUUUGUUGAGGAAUGCAACACUAAUUGAAUCAGCAGCUGCUUGUGUUUCCAAGCCAGUGGAGAAAAUUCUGUUAGAUAAAGUUGAAGUUAUAACUGGAGAAGAAGCAGAACAAAAUGUAUUGCAGAUUAACUGCAAGCUCUUUGUAUUUAAUAAGCUUUCUUUAAGUUGGACUGAAAGAGGCAGAGGAUCCCUGAGGCUUAAUGACACUUCUAACAAUAAGCAUGGAAUGUUGCAAUCAAGGCUAAUUAUGCGAAAUCAAGGUAGCUUGAGACUGAUUCUCAACACCCAACUCUGGGAACAAAUGGUUAUAAAAAGAGCAAACAGAAAGAGCCUGUGCUUCACUGCAACAGAUCAAGAGGACCAUUCUAUUCAAGUAUUUCUAACUCAGGCAAGCUCAAAAGACACUGAACACCUGUAUGCAGCAAUACAUCAUCGUCUUGUGGCCUUGCGAAGCUUUGCUGAGCAAGAGCCAGAUGCUCAUCAAGUAGACACAGAGUCAGAAACAGCUUUUCAGCCAUUAAACUGUGAUAGUGAUGAUGAAGAUGAUGAAGAACUAACUCAAGUGAGCAGCACUGGAUCUGAUCAUUCUAGAUGGAACCGCAGGCGGUCUGUUGUGUCUGUUGUCUGCUCAUGAUAUCUGCCAGAGGUUACAACAGCUCAGUUGGGAACUCAUCUUCCCAAAAUGUCUAAGCUGACUCAUCAAUCCCUGAAGGGAGGAAAUCAAAUGAAUAUUACUUUAUUACUUUUAAGUAGAGAUUAAUUUUAGAGACAGCUUAAAUUUAAUUCAAUGAGAAAGAACUUCAGAUGCACUAUUGAGGAUUCCGGGCAGCCUGCUUUUCAUUGAGCUGUGAAUAACACCGUGGCUUCCAAUAGUCAAGAACAGUUACAGAGACUUUCAAUUCUAGGACUAAAUAUAUUUAGAUACAUUAUUAGAGUAAGGAAUUUUAUAGGAAAUAAGUACUUGUUCAUCAUAUUGAUGGAUACUACCACAUAAGCAUGAACUAAUAAUAUAUGUGAACAGAUAUUUGUUACUUUUAAUCUAUUAUUUAAAAGAUACAUUUGGAAAGCUUUAAAUUUUGCUUCACUGAAAACAUUUAUUUAAAAUUUUGUGAUAACAUUCAGCAUCCUAUUUGUAAGUGCAUGCAAGCAAAACCUGGGGUAGUAGUUUAGCAAGACUAAGGCCUAUGGAAAACUAGGUUUUAUACAAGGGCUUUUAUUUAAUGUUUAUUUUGAAAAUAUCUGGAGUGGUAUACUUGCUGCAGAAUUUUGUUUAAGGGAGAAGAACCAUGAUCUGCAUCUUUCAGCUGUAUGCACCAAAAGAAUUCACCAUGAAGUAAAAGCCCAUUCUAAGGGCUGUGUGAGCUUUAAAAUGUAAACAUUAACAUCUUUCUACCUGAACAAAAAAAACACCUGCACUUGUGUAUACUAAUUGUCCAUUUGAUAUACACAAGUAAAUGCAUGCACAGUACAACAGGCUAUCUACAUUUUAAAUGUGUGAGAUUAUCUGAGAUUACUUCUGCCUUAGGUAUUGCUAUCCCUAACAGCAUCAUUCAUUUGAGUAUGUUACACAUGCUCAUGUGCACAAUAAUCCCAACAGUGGCCAAGACACUGUUGCUCUGUAAAAGUCAUUCCACAAACUAAUGCCUUCUACCUAAACAUUUUUGUGAGAAAAAAACUCCAAUUCACCUGUCAAUUGAGACAUGCAGGGUCAUGCAUAGUAACACAUGCCACUUAUGUUUCACGUUUUCAUUCUGUCAGAAAUAGAAUUUGUCUGCAAUCUCUCCACUGCCACUUCCCUGAUAUCCUGCAUAUUUGUCAUCUUCAGAGCUGAAACAAUGCUCUAAAAUAUCUCAAGUUCUUUUAAUUAAGAUAAUUGUAAUGAUUUCUCAAUCUAAAAAGCUGCAGCACACCUUAUCAGUCAAGUUACAAUUUAGUUUUCCCAUCUGAACAUGGUAUGAAGUUCCAACAAUACUAGUUUCUUCCUGAAUUCUCAGUGCACUGCCAAGAUUAGUAUCCAGAUGAAGCUGAAAUGUUGUCUGGAUUACACUGAAUGUAACAGCCCACCAAAAUUAGCACUGACAUUGAUUUAGCAUCUGGAUGACAGUACCUUUAAGUUGAAAUGGUUUUUUGCCUUCAGGAAAAAGAGAGUGCUUCCCAACAGAGCACCUGUGUCAAACAGUGAAGCAUGGGGGUUCUCUUUUACUCCAGUCUGCCAAUAACAAAAAUAUUGUUUCCAUAAUGAGCUGUACAUUGUGUCCUUCAUUACCAGCCUCACUCCUGACCACAUCACAUCACUGACCUUCAUAUUUCAUUGCUGCAGCUCAUCCUCAGGGACAAAGCUCCAUGUUAUAAAAACUCGGGCAGUUGUAAAACACAGCAGCCCUAUGUAUUUAGCAACAGGUCAUGGUGAUAUGUUUGUCCUGGAGUUCAGCUGGCUAUCCACUGAAUGCAGCGUUUGAUUUCAAAGUCUGUCCUGAUAAUAAAAGCUUUCUGUUUCUUUAAACAGGAUUUAAGCACCUUAGUGACACAACACCCCUCUAAAUUCUACUACAGCUGUAAAAUCCUUGGUAAAUGAGGGAGGUUUACAGGGCAGAGACAACAGAACUUUUUCAGAGACAGGACUUAAACUUUGUAUUUUGCUCCCACAGCAUACAGAACAAGGUUUAUAAAUAAAAGCUCUUUUGAUCUGGUUGAUAUCAAGGUUGAUGUUUAUCAAGGUUGAUAAAUAAAAGCUCUUCCCAAGAUCCUUACAUGUAUACAAGUAUACAUAUAAACACACACACUCAAAACAUAAAGCUUCAUCUCCUAAAAGGUGAGAAGGAAAAGAGAUGUUUAUUUUAAAGACAUUGGAUACUUUGGUAAUAGAGGAAAAAUUUUUUUGCUCUUAAGAACCUAAUUAUGUGUUCUCUUCAGUCUCACUGCACUAAAAUUCACUGUUCCUCAAGCCUGAAAGUACACCAUUAUGUAAUGUAUUAACUUGGUUUUAAAAAUGUAGUUUGUCAUUUUAUGACACCUGGAGAGCAAUUUCUGUGCCUCAGCAAUAAACAGUUUUAUUACCAGUUAAAUUUCUGUGUAACUAGGAGUCUUAUUUUAUGUCCCAGUUAUAGUUUCCAUGAGUUAGAGUUCCAUGCUGCAGAAUCUCAAGCCUGCUUUUCUAAGGAAACAAUAUGUAAGCAGUUGUGCAUGCCAUCCACCUGUCAGACCCACACUGAGUCCACUGUUCAGUUUCAAAGAAUUGCACAGCAGCUAGAAUGCUCUAAGACUAUUUAAAUUCUUCAUGAAGAUUGGCAGUUGCUGGGUGACAGAAAUCAGAGAAAGGCAUCCUUAGAGGAAAAAGUUUCAGGGUAAGCUUGCUAUUUUUCUGUGAUGCUAGUGGGCCUGAGUGGUGUUUUUCUGCUUCUGUACAAGCUGCAGCAUUUUCUGGGAGGGAGGAGAAACAGAGCAUGGAAGGGUGGGUCCCUUUAGCCUGAAGAGAGGUGUAGAGACAUGACCCAAACCCACAUGAAACUAGACAUGAUUAUUUUUUUCCAGAUAAAUUUCUAUCUAUUUCUGAGAAACCCCAGUGACGAUUUCAUAUACAUAAGGGAUGUAGAGCUGGAAGAUCUUAUAUAUUCAUACAGUAGUACUUUUCCCAAGGAGGGAAAACUAACAGUUCCUAAUAAUAAUAAUAUAUUCUACUAAGAUUAGGAACUUCUAGCAGAAUCUACUUGGAUGGGACAGACUGAAUGUCCUACUUUACAUUCUGGAGGCAUUUGUAGCUCUUCAUAAAUCUUGUCCCUCAGGUUUUUAUGUCAUGAUCUUUAGCAACCUCUGAAAUAGUUUUGGCAGACUGUAUAAAGUUAAGAGUUAGGUAAUAUAUCUACUGAAUAAAUAAAUACAGGAAAAACUUCUAGCACAUUUGCUUUCACUGCUAGUGACAUCCAUUAUGACAUGGACAGGGAGGGAAAGAGCAUCCUAAUUUCCCUUACAUGGGUUUUAGAGGCCUUACCACAGGGCCAUACUGGCAGGAAAACUUAGAAAAAGCAUGCACAGCCCAUUCUACAGCAGUUCUCUGUCUAAAAAGUGAACUUUAAAUCAGAACAGUUUGUGUUUCACAAACACUGAAGUUAUUAGUACAAAAUAAUAUGUCUGCAGCUUUUUGAGCUUAUUCAAAUUGCUUCUGAAAUGUUGAAGUCAAUUGUAUUAGACGAGGGAUGGUGUAGUUUGCUUUCCAUAAGCAAAGAGUGGGAAGAAAAGUAGAAAAGUAAAUCUCUGAUAAUUAAAAUAUGUUCUAAUGGAAAUGUGGACAAGCAAGCUUACUCCUCUCAUUGGUUUUGUGUAAAAAAAAAAUCAGUAGUUUGCAUUGAUAAGAACAGCUGUCACUUACAUGCUUUUCCUUAAGCUUCUUCCUUGAUAUUGUAAUUUGGUAUUUCUGAAACAAAUUACCAGGCAAAAUUACAUGACUCAACUAUGCAAUUAGUGAUGAGGGUAUAUAUGUUGCAAGCACAGUGCAAUCACAUGGAUAGGAUCUGGGAUCAGAAAUUCUAUCAGACUACACUUGCUAAUACGUUCAUCUACAUGCUUUGUAAGACUCUGAUGUGUCGCAUGAGUGACGGUCUCUAAGCGUUAGUCUGGAGUUUUCCUCUGGAUUAUCAGAAUUAACAGCUGCAGUCAGCUGGUCUCAAAAUCCCAGGACUUGGAUUUAUGAAAUGUUAUGGUGAUGGUGUGUUUACCUCCUCCCUGUGAUGCACCUAACACUGAUAGCACCAUUUUAGACACAAAUAAACCACAAUCAUUUUCCGUUACCAGUAGCACUGAGGGUCACAUAGAAUAAAUCUACACAAUGCAAAUAAUGGGAUAAGUUAAUGAUAUAUCAGUUAUUAAUUAAACUAUCACAAGAAGGCAUUAUUCCGAGACUUCAUGAAGGAAAUAGAAAUUAAUAGAAAUUGUAACUUCACUACAAGCAACAUAUACAUUCUUUUGGGUGGAAAUAGGCUACAUAUGGAGAUUAUCUUACAUAAAACAGCUGGCACAGGUGCGCAUUGCCAGUUUUGCAGCUAAUGAAAUUGUUUAGGGAAUAAUUUAUUGUUUAUGUAGAAAUUUUUCCAGUUACUUUGUUCACAGAAUAUUUUGUGUAUUACAUAGGUAUUUUUUAAAGUUCACAAUAUAACUUGAAGUAGAUAGAGCUAAGGAUGCCUGGUUUUCGAUGGAUGUGUGUCUUGAAAUUUACAUUGUGUAUUUUAACUCCUUAGUGUCUAAAAUGGGCAUUUCUCUGAAGCAUUUUUCUAACUUCAGGCAGUAUUGAGGCAUCUGUUUCCAUGAAGAAUUUUUAAGUACUUUAUGCCCAAAUCAAAGUUGGUUUUGGUCCGCCAGUGGUUCAAAAAGUUAUUACAGUGGGAAUUCACUCCCAGUCCAUAUUUGUGUUCUACAAGGAUACCAGGUUUAAAUACCUGUAUUUGUUUAAUUUUGCAUGAACGAAUCUGUCCCUUAAUCUACUGGGUAUAUUGUUUUAAAGUCAUUGAAAAUGGGGCAUGAAGACAUGUCAUAGAUCACAAACUGACAUAUAUCUCAAAAUAGGUAAAGGGUCAUUUGACAGAUACAUGUGUCUUCUUGCUGUAUAUCAGGUGUAUGUUCAAAUCAAGAAUUGUAGUGAGGGAGGGGUUAGUGUUUAAUUAACAUUUUGUAAGUAGGUUUAUUUAUAAAGCAACAUGCAAACUGUAAGAAAUAUUCAACAAACUGUAUUUUAUGUUAUAGAAAGUUUAAAUCCUUUUCUACAAAGACAUCUGACAAUCAGACAAUCUGUGUACCUGACAAGGAGCUUGCCUGUCAGAGACUUUAUUCUGGGAGGUAUGGAUUAAUCACUUCAUAGCCCAUGCUUCAGCAUUGUUUCCAGAACUUUAACAAUCUACUGAUUUGAAUUUACAUUUUUAAAUACAUAUUUCAUAUUUUAUGCAUAUAAGCUUGCUGUGGGAAUUCAAAAGACCCUAACAUGAUAAUUAUGAUUUCAGAAUAAAAUAUUGUUCCAUAUUCAAA